AUGAGGAGAGAAUAGAGUACUGAGAUAUAUUGGGGUCCCUAUGGAUUUUUCUUCAUAUUCUCUUCGUCUUUUGCUAAUAAUUGCUUUCAGCUCGGCAAAAGAAACUUUAGCCGGCCGGAGUGAAGUCGGCCAUGAUAUCUUAGCUCAGCAAGAAGCAGACCAAGUGGUUAGACUUCCCGGCCAGCCUUGGGUGGAUUUCAAACAAUAUGCAGGAUAUGUUAACGUCAAUGAAACUCAUGGACGAGCACUGUUCUAUUGGUUCUUCCAAGCAACCCAAAACCCUCAAGAAAAGCCUAUCCUCUUAUGGCUCAACGGAGGUCCAGGAUGUUCGUCCAUUGGUGGAGAAACACUAGAGCUUGGGCCAUUUUUUCCUGAAAAGGGUAGCAAACCAAAGCUAAAGUUCAAUCCUUAUACAUGGAACAAAGCGGCCAAUUUGUUGUUUGUGGAAUCUCCCUUUGGAGUCGGGUUUUCCUACACCAAUACCAGCACAGAUUUUGGUGAACUUGGCGACAAAAUCACGACAAAGGAUUCGUACAUGUUUCUGAUCAACUGGUUUCGGCGAUUUCCACAAUUCAAAUCACACGAGUUCUACAUUGCUGGAGAAAGCUAUGCAGGGCACUAUGCUCCAGAACUUUCUGAGGCCAUUCUCGAUCAUAAUAAGAAUGUAUCCAAGGAGGAUUAUAUAAACCUCAAAGGGUUCCUGAUUGGGAACGCAGCAUUGGAUGAUGAAACGGAUACAAAGGGAAUGAUUGAUUAUGCAUGGCAUCAUGCGUUGAUAUCUGAUCGGUUGUACCAAGAUAUGAAAAGCAAAUGCAACUCCAAACAAUCGGCCGGCGACUGCUUUUUUGCCAUCAAUGACUUUUACGGUGCGUAUGAUGAAAUCAUGGACAUGUACAGCCUCUACACUCCCAAAUGUGUCCAAACAAAAAUCACCACCACCACUACUACUACUACUAAACGGCGACGCAAUGAUCUCCAUUUCUUUUCCCAACUUUAUGGGUUGGAGAAGAAAGCAAGUAGAGCUAGUUACGACCCUUGUGCGCCAGAUUACGCUGAGACAUAUCUGAAUAGGCCGGAUGUUCAACAAGCUUUGCAUGCCAAUCUUACCAAAAUCCCUUAUCCAUGGACUCGUUGCAGCCAGGAAAUCCAAGCUUGGCAUGAUGCACCAACAUCAGUACUACCUACAAUUGAGAAGCUUAUUGCUGGGGGUCUGCGCAUAUGGAUUUACAGUGGAGAUACUGAUGGGAGACUCCCAGUCACUUCAACUAGGUAUACUUUGAGAAAGCUUGGAUUAAAAAUUACUGAAGAUUGGACUCCUUGGUACAGCGACCAACAGGUUGUUGCCGGGUGGACAACUGUGUACGAGGGGCUUAACUUUGUGACCGUACGAGGUGCCGGCCACAAGGUUCCUAUGUUUGCACCCAAACGGGCUCUCCAGCUGGUUCAGCACUUCCUGGACAAUAAGCAACUCCCACAUGCACCAUUUUAAUGUUCCUCGUGUACCUUUUUUUUUUCUUCUUCUUUGAAAGCAAUUGAUCAACAAGCGACCAUUUAUUCGAUAAAUUUGUAGUCAAGGUAUACGUAGUUGCUGUUUCGUUCCAAAUAAUAAAUGUAGUAUAUAUAUAUAUUACUAAACAUAAACGGUUACGGUGGGUACAAUAUCGUGGACAUUGUGUAAAAGCCUACUCUCAUAUAUGAUAAUAUGAAUAGAGUAGGCUUUUAAAUUUAUCAUCUGUUCAUUUAUUUUUCAAAAUAAUUUUCAACUCUCAUUUAAACUCU
Molecule: messenger RNA, 1779 nt
Organism: Alnus glutinosa
Lineage: Eukaryota; Viridiplantae; Streptophyta; Magnoliopsida; Fagales; Betulaceae
Product: serine carboxypeptidase-like 34
Exons: 10
Coding region: 41-1489 (482 amino acids)
Biological process (GO): proteolysis
Cellular component (GO): vacuole
Molecular function (GO): serine-type carboxypeptidase activity
Source: RefSeq, a predicted model, not a curated record